This is a messenger RNA of Rhinolophus ferrumequinum (greater horseshoe bat), 303 nucleotides long. RefSeq names its product defensin beta 113 (gene DEFB113). Gene Ontology annotation, cellular component: extracellular region. Gene Ontology annotation, biological process: innate immune response. The transcript has 2 exons. NCBI's taxonomy places the organism in Eukaryota, Metazoa, Chordata, Mammalia, Chiroptera, Rhinolophidae. The record is from RefSeq and is a predicted model, not a curated record. The coding region runs from base 1 to 303 and encodes 100 amino acids.
AUGAAGAUGCUUUAUAUUUUCCUGACCUUUGUCUUCACUGGGUCUUGUGGUCCAUCAGUUUUACAGAGAAGAACAAGAGAAAAAACAAGAGAAAUUACACAGAGGAUAUCAGAAUGUCAUCUUGUUCGUGGUGCUUGCAAGACUUCAUGUAAUGCGUGGGAAUAUGUAUACAAUUACUGCAGUGUUGAGCCCUGCUGUGUUAUCCGGGAAUACCUAAAGCCAAUCACUAAAUACAGCACGACGAAAGCUUAUAAAGAUGUAAAUUAUAAUUCUGCUACACUAUACAACACUACAUUGAACUAA